AUGAAUAAGAUUUCAUUAAUCAUCCAGAUUUUCUCUCUGUCUCUGCAUUCUCUCUUUUCUCUCUGUCUCUGCAUUCUCUCUUUUCUCUCUGUCUCUGCAUUCUCUCUUUUCUCUCUGUCUCUGCAUUCUCUUUUUUUCUCUCUGUUCUCUCUUUUCUCUCACUCAUUGUCUUUUUCUCUCUCACUCAUUGUCUCUUUUCUCUCUCACUCGGCAUUGUCUCUUUCUCUCUCACUGCAUUGUCUCUUUUCUCUCUCACUGGCAUUGUCUCUUUUCUCUCUCUCUGCAUUGUCAUUUUCUCUCACUUGUCUCUUUUCUCUCUCACUGGCAUUGUCUCUUUUCUCUCUCUCUCGCAUUUCUCUCUCCUUCAUUGUCUCUCUUCUCUCUGUCUCUGCAUUGUCUUUUUUCUCUCUUCGGCAUUCUCUCUUUUCUCUCUCACUCUUUGUCUCUUUUCUCUCUCACUGGCAUUGUCUCUUUUUCUCUCUCUCUCAUUGUCUCUUUUCUCUCUCACUCGGCAUUGUCUCUUUUCUCUCUCACUCGGCAUUGUCUCUUUUCUCUCUCACUCGGCAUUGUCUCUUUUCUCUCUCACUCGGCAUUGUCUCUUUUUCUCUCUUUUGUCUCUUCUCUCUCACUGGCAUUGUCUCUUUUCUCUCUCACUCGGCAUUGUCUCUUUUCUCUCUCACUCGGCAUUGUCUCUUUUCUCUCUCACUCGGCAUUGUCUCUUUUCUCUCUCACUCGGCAUUGUCUCUUUUCUCUCUCACUCGGCAUUGUCUCUUUUCUCUCUCUUUUGUCUCUUUUCUCUCACUCGCAUUGUCUCUUUUCUCUCUCUCUCCGGCAUUGUCUCUUUUCUCUCUCACUGGCAUUGUCUCUUUUCUCUCUCUAUCGGCAUUGUCUUUUCUCUCUCAUUUGGGCAUUGUCUCUUUUCUCUCUUCAUUGUCUCUUUUUCUCUCUCCUCGGCAUUGUCUCUUUUCUCUCUCACUUUCGGCAUUGUCUCUUUUCUCUCUCUCUUCUCUCUUUUUCUCUCUCACUCGGCAUUCUCUCUUUUCUCUCUCUCAAUUCUCUCUCUCUCUCAAUUGUCUCUCUCUCUCCUCGGCAUUCUCUCUUUCUCUUCUCUCUCUUGUCUCUUUUCUCUCUCUCGGCAUUGUCUCUUCUCUCUCUCAAUUCUCUCUCUCUCUCAAUUCUCUCUCUCUCAAUUCUCUCUCUCUCAAUUCUCUCUCUCUCAAUUCUCUCUCUCUCAAUUCUCUCUCUCUCAAUUCUCUCUCUCUCAAUUCUCUCUCUCUCAAUUCUCUCUCUCUCAAUUCUCUCACUCUCUCUCUCUCAAUUCUCUCUCUCUCAAUUCUCUCUCUCUUCUUCUCUCUCUUCUCUCUCUCUCUCAAUUCUCUCUCUCAAUUCUCUCUCUCUCUCUCUCAAUUCUCUCUUCUCUCUCUCAAUCUCUCUCUCUCUCUCAAUUCUCUCACUCUCUCUCUCUCAAUUCUCUCACUCUCUCUCUCUCAAUUCUCUCUUUUCUCUCUCUAA
This is a messenger RNA of Acanthosepion pharaonis, 1512 nucleotides long. NCBI's taxonomy places the organism in Eukaryota, Metazoa, Mollusca, Cephalopoda, Sepiida, Sepiidae. The record is from the annotation of a GenBank genome assembly.